Molecule: messenger RNA, 2834 nt
Organism: Melanotaenia boesemani (Boeseman's rainbowfish)
Lineage: Eukaryota; Metazoa; Chordata; Actinopteri; Atheriniformes; Melanotaeniidae
Gene: nup93
Product: nucleoporin 93
Exons: 23
Coding region: 141-2726 (861 amino acids)
Biological process (GO): poly(A)+ mRNA export from nucleus; protein import into nucleus
Cellular component (GO): nuclear pore
Molecular function (GO): structural constituent of nuclear pore
Source: RefSeq, a predicted model, not a curated record
AUCACCAUCCACUCCAGAAGUACCGGGGCAAAUAGACUGUACUUUCAUGCUAACCGAAACUAGAUGAUAACUGUAAACACAUUAAUUUAUCGAAAAGUACAGACAGGAGCAUACCUUCAUCAGUCUGCCGUAACAGCAGUAUGGAUGCAGAAGGGUUUGGGGAACUUCUGCAGCAGGCAGAGCAGCUGGCUGCUGAGACAGAAGCCGUGUCUGAGCUGCCACAUGUUGAGAGGAACCUUCAAGAAAUCCAGCAGGCCGGGGAGAGGCUUCGAUCUCGCACCUUGACCCGCACCUCCCAAGAUGCAGCAGACGUAAAAGCGUCCAUCCUUCUUGGUUCCAGAGGUUUAGAUGUCUUCCACAUUUCUCAGAGAUUGGAAAGUCUAAGUGCAGCAACCACCUUUGAGCCCCUGGAGCCAGUCAAAGACACUGAUAUACAGGGCUUCUUAAAGAACGAGAGGGACAACGCCCUCCUGUCAGCCAUCGAGGAGUCGCGCCGCAGGACGUUCCUGUUGGCUGAAGAGUACCACCGCGAGUCCAUGCUGGUUCAGUGGGAGCAGGUGAAGCAGAGGGUGCUGCACACACUAAUUGGAGCUGGAGAAGAUGCUCUGGAUUUCAGCCAGGAUGUGGAGCCCAGCUUUGUGAGUGAGGUGACGGCUCCAGGACGAAGCGCACUAGACAGCGUAGAGGUAGCCUAUGGACGGCAGAUUUACAUUUUCAAUGAGAAGAUAGUGAAUGGGCACAUUCAGCCUAAUCUGGGAGAUUUGUGUGCUUCGGUGGCAGAAAGCCUGGAUGACAAGAAUGUGUCAGACAUGUGGCUGAUGGUGAAGCAGAUGACGGACGUGUUGCUGGUUCCAGCCAAAGACACCCUCAAGAGCCGCACCUCGGUUGAAAUGCAAAUGGCCUUUGUUCGUCAGGCGCUCACCUUCCUGGAGAACAGCUAUAAAAACUACACCAUGAUGACCGUUUUUGGGAACCUCCAUCAAGCCCAAUUAGGAGGGGUGCCAGGAACAUACCAACUAGUCCGCAGCUUCCUCAACAUCAAACUACCAGGACCCCUACCUGGCAUGCAGGAUGGUGAGAUAGAAGGCCACCCUGUUUGGGCGGUGAUCUACUACUGUCUGCGCUGUGGUGAUCUAAAUGCAGCCAUGCAGGUGGUAAACAGAGUGCAACACCAGCUGGGAGACUUCAAGACUUGGUUUCAGGAGUAUAUAAACAGCCCGGACCGACGCCUCUCCCCGACUUCAGAGAACAAGGUUCGUCUUCACUACCGCAGGGUGCUGAGGAACAGCGCCGACCCCUACAAGAGAGCCGUCUACUGCCUGAUCGGGAAAUGUGACAUCAGCGAUAACCACGGGGAGGUGGCAGACAAGACGGAGGACUACCUCUGGCUUAAGUUGAACCAGGUGUGUUUUGAUGACGACGGCAGCAGUUCUCCUCAGGACAGACUCACUCUGCCGCAGCUUCAGAAGCAGCUGCUGGAAGACUAUGGAGAGUCGCACUUCUCUGCGAGCCAGCAGCCCUUCCUGUAUUUCCAGGUGCUGUUCCUGACUGCUCAGUUUGAGGCAGCAGUGGCGUUCUUGUUUCGCGUAGAGAGACUUCGUAGUCACGCCGUGCACGUUGCGCUGGUCCUGUACGAGCUGCGGCUGCUGCUGAAGUCGUCCGGUCAAAGCGCUCAGCUCUUGAGUCAGGAGCCUGGUGACCCUCCAAUGGUGCAUCGCCUAAACUUUAUUCGUCUGCUGAUGCUGUACACUCGCAAGUUUGAGUCCACAGAUCCGCGGGAAGCUCUGCAGUAUUUCUACUUCUUACGCAAUGAGAAAGACAGCCAAGGAGAAAACAUGUUCAUGCGUUGUGUCAGUGAACUCGUCAUUGAGAGUCGAGAGUUUGACGUGCUGUUGGGAAGAUUAGAGAAGGAUGGCAGCAGGAAGCCUGGAGUCAUUGAUAAAUUUGCCGGCGACACCAGAGCCAUCAUCAGCAAAGUGGCUUUAGAGGCCGAGAGCAAAGGCUUGUUUGAGGAGGCGGUGAAACUCUACGAGCUGGCCAAGAAACCAGAUAAGGUGUUGGAGCUGAUGAACAGGCUGCUGAGUCCAGUCAUCGCCCAGGUCAGCGCUCCUCAGUCCAACAAGGAGAGGCUAAAGAACGCAGCCGUGGCCAUCGCUGAGAGGUAUCGCUCCCAGGGGACAGCAGGAGAAAAGUCCGUUGAUAGUACUUUCUACCUGCUUUUGGACCUGAUGACCUUCUUCGACGAGUACCAUGCAGGUCACGUGGACCGAGCCUACAACGUGAUGGAGCGUUUGAAGCUGCUUCCCCUCAGUCAGGACAGCGUGGAGGAGCGAGUAGCUGCUUUCAGGAACUUCAGCGAUGAGGUGCGUCACAACCUGUCUGAAGUGCUGCUGGCCACCAUGAACAUCCUCUUCACCCAGUACAAGCGGCUGAAAGGGGCGGCAGCAGGGACACCAGGACGGCCUCAGAGGACCGCGGAGGACAGAGACAUGAUAGAGUUUACACACACACACGCAGCUGCGCGGCCAGGCCAGAGGUCUGAUCACCUUCGCCGGCAUGAUUCCCUACAACAUGGCCGGAGACACCAACGCCAGACUGGUGCAGAUGGAAUUACUGAUGAACUGACACACACACACACACACACACACACCUCUUCCAGCAGACUUGUGGAGUUGAAGCAUCACACACACACUCACCUGUGUGCCGUGUCGGUGUGUUCGUGCUGAGUGAUGCAUGCUUGUUUCAUCCGUCUGAGCUCCUGUCAUCUGCUGUUUUGUUCUGGUUUUGUUGUUUGUACCUUUAAUGAUUUCAAUAAAAACUAGGUUUACUUUUCA